GUUUUUGAAAUUAAAUACUUCUAAAUGCCAAAAAUCUGAAAAGUUCGACACAUUGAAAGAAGCUAUCGAUCUUGACCACUGACCAAAAAGUAUCCAACACGAAAUCUAAUUUGAGGACACAAAGAAAAUCAUUGAUUUGGAAAUUAGUGAACUUUAUAAAGGUUAUAAUGCUGAACAAUUGCCUAGUCUUUGUCCCAGAGUAUCAGGAAUUCCAAGGAGAUUAAUUCUGAAAUGUUUUCGAGAUGUCUUGUAAAUCAGAAUCAAUUAUUAUUCAAUAGUAAUCAGAACCACAAAGUAAUCAGUUUUAGAGCUAUGCGUAAUACAAAUAAUAAAUUAUAUCAAGCUGUUGUUCAAACUGACUGAGACUCUUAUAAUAAAUUGUUGAAAGCGGAAAAAGUGCUGAUUGGGUAUAAAUAUUGCAAAAUUUGGAAUGGAAUAGAUUUGCGUCAUUGUUACAAUUGUUGCCGACAAGUGCAACGAAAAAAUCCCCACAUGUCCUAAAUGUCCUGAAAAACAUAAUCUGCAAGACUAUCAAUCAGAGAUGCUUAACUGUGUUCACUGCAGUCCAUUAAAGCAAACUAAUUCCAAUGUAGACUCAAAUCAUACGAUUUGGGAAAUUAACAAAUGUUUCGUAAUAAAACCCAUGUAAACAACUUCAAAAACAUUAUUCUAAAUUCGCAAUUGGUUUAGUACUAAUAAUUUACCUUUUGUUAGAAAAUGCUCUAUUAUUACGAUGUAUUAUCAGAAUGUACGUGGACUUCGUACCAAAGCCGGUCAAAUCUUGCUAGCAUCUCAGUCUAUCUUUAAUGAUAUAUUAGCCUUGUCUGAAACAUAGCUUAUGACAACAUAAUGAAUGGUGAAUUUUUUGAUUUAUCUAAUUUCAGUAUCUUCCACAGUGAUCGUUCAACUGAGAAAAGAGGUGGUGGUGUGUUACUAGCACUAAGAUCAAAAAUAUUAACGGGCAUAACUAGAUUUAACUACUGAUAAUCUCGGUGAUAUUCCUCAUAUUGAUUUACUUCUUGUUAAGGUAUUUUUUGAUCAUCGAAUUAUAUAUAUACUCACUGUGUGUAUGCCACCAAACAGUACUUUGUGAUGGUUUUGCUGUUUUCUCUGAUAUACUCAUGUCAUUGAAUUGCAUAUAUGGGUCUGAUUUUAUCUGUUGGUGACUUUAAUAUCUCGGAAUUUCUUAAUUGUGAAGAAGGUAAUAGACACUCCGCAAAGUUUGAUAUUAUUAAUAAUUUGAUUAACUAUUUUGAAUUAAAACAAUUUAAUUAUAUUACAAAUUAAAUGGGAAGACUUCUCGACUUUCUGUUUAGUAAUAAAUUUCCUUCAGUUUGCAAAGCUAGUGAAGUAAUCUUAUUGGAGGACAACUAUCACUCUGCGUUAGAAAUUGGAAUUACUUUUGAAAGAGCAAAAACUUUAAAAUCCUGCACCAUAAACCUAAACGAGUUUAACGUCAAAAAUGCCAAUUUUGUAGGACUUUAUGACAAUGAUAUGGUCAAUGUCUUCUACGACCAACUAAUGAUAAUUUUUGCACAACAUAUUCCCUAUAAAAAUAACUCUAUGGGAGCUUUUCCUGAAUGGUACAAAAAAAAUAUCAUUUUGCGUCUUAAACAUAAAUAUAAAUUGUGGAAAAGGUAUAAAGCUACUGGUGAUGAAGAAUGCGGCAAUAAAUUUAAGCAACCACGGUCUGAAUGGAAAAGAGAGAUACGAGAUGCCUAUUCCAAUUACCCACAAGUAAUUAAGGAUAAUAUAAAAACGAAUCCAAAAUCUCCAGGUCUGGUGGUUUACCAAGUGUUAUAAGUUAUGGGUCCUCUAGUUUAGAUAGCCCUCAGAAGAUAGCUAACGGUUUUGCGAAGUAUUUCUCGAGUUCUUUCUCUGGUCGCCUUUGCAGCGACUACCCUGAUAUGAAUCUUGACUCAUUGAAUGUGUUAUCGUUAUCCAGUAUUACAUAGGCUGAAGUAUUAUUGGCUCUAAAUAACAUAAAAAACUACCAUGGUAUCUGGCUCACAGUUAAUUCUUGCUUUUGUAAUAUCUGAUUGUAAGCACAUUUUUCUAAGACCAUUAACAUAAAUUUUCAUGUUCUGGUGUUUUUCCUGACAGCUGGAAGACGUCACGUGUUUGCCCCAUAUUUAAGCAAGGGAAUAAAUCUGAAGUUGAAAACUACAGACCCAUUGCUAUCAUUAACAAGUUCUGUAAGGUCUUUGAGUUAAUACUCCAUAAGAGAAUAUAUAAUUACAUAGCUAGUAUGAUAUCCAUCCACCAACACGGAUUUAUGGCUGGUAGGUCUACUGUUACAAACUUAGUUUCAUUGACACAACAUCUUUAUGAGAAUAUUGACAAGUCUGGUCAGGUGGACUUGGUCUACACGGAUUUUUCGAAGGCGUUUGACCGAAUCGAUUACGAAAUAUUGUUAUCUAAAAUGAAGUUGUAUGGAUUUUAAAAUGGUCGGACGAAUAUUUUUAAAUUAUACUUGAAGGAUAGAUAUCAAUAUGUACAAUAUCAUGGAUAUAGAUCUCACAAUUUUGAACAGUCUUAAGGUGUUCCUCAAGGAUCUGUUUUGGGCCCUUUGCUUUUUUAUUGUUCGUCAAUGAUAUUGUGUGUGAUUUGAAUGUCAAUUACCUAUUGUUUGCAGACGACCCAAAGUUGUUUUUGAAAAUUGAUAGCAUUGAGGACUGUGUUAGACUGCAAAAUAAUAUCUUAAAAACCAAUGAAUGGUUACUCUUAAUAAUUUACCGCUAAAUUUUAAGAAACGCUAUUCGAUGUCAUUUACAAAGAAACAAAUAAUAUCUAUUUAAUUACACCGUUAAGCGUACUGAAUUAGAGAGACGUAACUCACAUAAGGAUCUGGGAGUGACUUUUGUCUGUUAAACGUUCGUGAACAUGUAAAUACAACUGUCUUCUCUGCCUUCAAGUGUUUGGAUUGUGUCACAAGAAAUGCAAAACAUUUCUCUGAUGUUAGUGUUUUUAUCUUAUUAUAGGUACAAGACAUUUGUUCGUCCAAAGUUGGAAUGCGCGAGUGUCGUGUGGUCACCUAAUUAUAAUACCCACACACAAGAUCAGUUGAGAAAGUACAACGUCGUUUUGCUAAAUCUGCAUUAUUCUUGAUGGACGAUGUUUAUCCACCUCGAGGUUACCCAGAAGAUCUACUUCUUAAACGUAUAAACAUCCCGUUUCUGUUUUGCAGGCGAUCGUAUUUUUCUGUAAUAUUCUUAUUUAAAUGAACUCACUACCUAAUCGAUAGUCCAGACCUACUAAAUAAUAUAAACUUUGCAGUUCCAGCAUUUAAUAAACGGCAUCAUAAUAUUUUCUUUAUAUCAAACUUCAAAACGAACAUUCUAUCAAACUCUCCUAUCUAUCCAAUGAUUACAAAUUACGAAAAUAUUGAACACGCUGGAGAUAUUUUUAGAUUAAAUUCCUUUAGUAAGAUUCGUGAACAGUUCUUGCUCGUUUAGUUACAUUGAAUUCUUUUACUAAUUUUCUUACUUAUUAAUAGUCAUUACUUCUUAUCUGCCCUGUAAAUGGAAGUUUCUCCGUUGGGCAAUUUAAUUAAAUAAUAAUAAUAAUAAUAAAUGCAGGUGCAUAAUUCAUAUUUAAAUAGAUAUACUUAACUUGAAAUUAUUUUUAAUUUUUCAAGGCCAUUUUAAGGUUGUAAAUAGGAGAAACAUUGUUAAAAAUUAGAGUAAUGUAUAUUUAAUAUCAUCAACAGCUGCCAUUUUUCGUCGCUAUUUCUCGGUCACACCUUUUUUGAGGUGAUUUACUACUACUGAAUGGAACACCCAGAUGCAUGUGAGUUUUGGUGUUUUGAGUGGAUAGUCAGUGGUGAUGUAAGCAAAAUUUUUCGACAUCAUGAUAAGUCGUGGAAAAAACUUAGUAUAUUUGGCCAGAAGUGGAAAAUCUAAUGUACCAUUAAACGAAGUGAAACUAGAUGAAUCCGACGAACACUCGGACGAAUAUAAUUAUGAUUAUUUAGAAGACCAAUAUGCAGAAGACCCGUGGUCACAUUUUAAAAAGUGGCAAGCAGCAAAGAAAAUAAAAAUACCAUUGGCUCAAAGAUUGAAUAACUCAUACUGUAAUCAAAAGGACAACCAUAUGGAAAAUGAUAAUCAAAAUUUUGAAGAACGUGUGCUUGAAGAAUUAAGACCACUUGAAACUAGCCCACAACUCUCAACGUUAGACCACAAUCUUCAGAAUUCCGCCGAAAAGGAAGAUCAUAAUAGUGAUGACGAAAAUUCGCAUUUGUCGGAGAGUUCCCUAUUUGCAGAUUCAUCAGUUUCUUGGAAGCCCAAUCAAGAGAAUGAUGUCACUUCAGAAGAUAAUUAUUCCGAGAUAAGCGAGUCUAUCCCCCGAAAAUCACCUAUAUAUUUUCAGACCGCUUCUAAGGAACGUCAGUCAUCAAAUCCUGUCAAGUGUAUUGAAAGUUCUCUUGACGCGAAAAAUCCACUUCCAACGAGUCCAAAACCAUUACCUACAUCAGACUGUGAUUUAUCGGGUUCCACUCGAAGACCAAUUCAUAAAAAUCCUGUGGAACACAGUCUACGUAAGGGAAGAGUAUGGGACAAAAAGGAUCGCUGCUCUUACUGUGAUAAAGACGUCACUAAUUUUUCAAGACAUCUUUUUAGAAAACAUGCAGAAGAAGAAAGUGUACGAAAAAUCCUUGAACAGCCAAAAGGUGAACGCAAAAGAAAAAUUAUGAUUGAUCUCAUAAGAAAGCAAGGGAAUUUUACAGUACUAGGAGAGAAUAUAACGAGGCCGGUUCAAAGACCGUCUGCAAUACAAAGUAAAAAUGAUGAAAUUCUCCCAACAGAUUACCUUCCAUGCAUUUAUUGUAAAGGAUUAUACAAAAAAAAAUCUCUACGGAGGCACGCCCUUACUUGCUGUUACAAUAAAGAGAUGAAUCAAAAACACAAUUUUGCAAGCGAGGGUCAGACAAUGAUUGCUUUUACUGAAUCUCGUCAAGAAUUUCUAAAAAAAUCAAGAUUGAAAUGCGAAGUGUUUAGCAAAAUGCGUGCUGACAGAAUAUCUUUAAACGGAAAAAGUGACCCAAUAAUCUGUCAAUAUGCAGAAGACUACCUGCGCAAACAUAAAAGACCACAUAUCAAAAAUGCGGUAUCAAACAAAGUGAGGGAAUUGGGAAGACUUCUCAUUCCACUUCAAGAUAUUUAUAAAAUUAAUUCCAUGCUAGAAGUGUUAAAACCUGAACACUUUGAUAAAGUAGUUUCCGCCAGCCGCAUAAUUUCGGGUUACAAUGAAGCAAAGCGAUCCUUUAAAGCGCCUUCUCUUGCUCUUCAUAUGAAAACAAUAUUAUUAGCUGUAUGCUCUUCAGCUAAAACUCUUAUGUUAAAAAAACAUCCUAUUUUGGGGAUUACCGAUUAUGACAUAGCACUCAAAAAUGUUAAGGGAUUUCGGGAGUUGGUCGAUGCUAACUGGAAAUUUGAAAUGAGCAGUCUGGCACUAAAGGACCUUAAUGAAAAGCAAUCAAUAAAUCCGCAGAAAUUACCAGUAACCCAGGAUAUUAUUUUAUUCAGAAAUUAUACGCAAGAAAUUGCGGAAACAUGUGUGAAAGAACUAGAAACGAAUUCAGAAAACUUGACGUCAUUCAAAAAACUUACGGAAGCGGCUUUGGCUCUGACAAUAAUUUUAAAUAGGAAGAGAAUCGGAGAUGUACAAUAUACACAAUUAGAAUCUUAUAAUCGAAUAUCAACAAGUACCAACCAAGAGGAGUGCCUUAGUUCCCUAAAUGAAUGUGAAAGAGAAUUAUCGAAGCAUUUUAAACGCAUUACCACAGUGGGAAAAGGAAGUAGGUCAGUUCCGAUACUUUUUUCAAAAAAUGUACAAAAAUACAUAGAAACACUUCUAUCAGUCAGAAGAAAAACUACGUUCGUACCGCAUGAGAAUCCAUUUUUAUUCGCGUUAACAGGAAGCUCAACUAAAUGGGUGGAUGGAUCAGCCGUAUUAAGAAGAUAUGCAGUCAAAUGUGGGGCCAAAAAUCCUGGUACUCUAACCUCUUCUCGCCUUAGAAAACAAAUUGCAACUGUCCUACAGAUUUUAAACCUUAAUGACACUGAAAUGGAGCAAGUGGCCACCUUUAUGGGCCAUACCAAAAAAACCCACGAACAAUUUUAUAGGAUGCCGCAGGACGUUUUUCAAACUGCAAAAAUAGCCAAGUUACUUCUAAUGAUGGAAAGGGGAGUCGGCAGCCAGAAUCAGGGUAAAACUCUUGAUGAAAUCAACGUCGAAUUGGAAUCGUGGAAUGGAAAAUCUCUUGAAGACCCUGGAAGUGAAUCAGAGGACCAUGAUUUGGAGGAAAAAAGCGCACAUGAUGAACCAAAGGAAGAAGAUGAAAGAAUUAGACUAGACAUGCCAACUAUGUCUGUGACUAGUGUUAACGUUACGCAAACCAACAAGCACAAAGCUCAAACUAUGUCUGAUGAUUCUCCACUCAAAAAGAAAAAGAUAUCUAAAGAAAAACCCAAAAAAGAGAAAUGUCGUGGAACAUGGAACGACAAGCAAAAGUCCAUAAUGUUAAAUUAUUUUAAAAAUCAUAUUAAAAACAAAAUUUCGCCGAAAAAAGCGGAAUGCUUAAAAUUACAACAAGACAAUUUAGAUUCAUUUAUGAACAAGACUUGGGUACAAAUUAAAGUUUUUGUUUAUAAUACUUACAAAAAUAAAUAAAAUUGUAAUAUUCCUA
Molecule: messenger RNA, 6691 nt
Organism: Zophobas morio
Lineage: Eukaryota; Metazoa; Arthropoda; Insecta; Coleoptera; Tenebrionidae
Exons: 9
Coding region: 3850-6675 (941 amino acids)
Molecular function (GO): DNA binding
Source: RefSeq, a predicted model, not a curated record